Messenger RNA from Lactuca saligna, 1276 nucleotides. NCBI's taxonomy places the organism in Eukaryota, Viridiplantae, Streptophyta, Magnoliopsida, Asterales, Asteraceae. The record is from the annotation of a GenBank genome assembly.
CUACAGGUGUUUAAAAGGCAAUUUGCACAAAAAUCUAACAUGAAUUAUGACCCAUUUUAAAUUUUUUCAAAGAUAAUAACACGGAUCUAGUAUAGAAUCCGGGUGCUCCGAAUUUUGUAAAAUCAUUGGUAAGUUUUCCUAGCACAAAAAACAACCUAUACGAGAAUAUGAGAUACAGCCCUUACACUUUAAAGGUAUGCCAUAAACCACCCCUCACCAGUCACCACCACCCGAUUAACAAAAUACUAAGCUUUAAGGAUUUACUGGCAAUUUGCGAUUGCUGAAUUUGCCGGAAUGUCGAAUGCUGCCGACGUAGACGCGUUGGACUUUGAGCCCGAUGACGACGAUCUCAUGGACGAAGAGGCCGCCGUCGACGUCGAUGCCUCUUCUCCUGGUGCUGCUGCUACUAUCCCUAAACUUAAAUCCGCUAUCACUGGUGGAUCUGCCGCCGCUGCCGCACCGAAGAAAACUAAAGGCCGUGGUUUCCGUGAAGAAACAGACACCGGGCGAAGUAACCGUAUGUCCGGUCGUUUCGAUUCCCUCGAUUCCGAUGGCGGACCCGGUCCAGAACGAUCAAUUGAAGGAUGGAUUAUUCUAGUUACUGGAGUUCAUGAAGAAGCACAAGAAGACGACCUACAAAAUGCAUUUGGAGAAUUUGGGGAGAUCAAGAAUCUGCAUCUAAAUCUUGAUCGAAGAACUGGAUUUGUUAAGGGCUAUGCACUCAUUGAAUAUGAAAGUUUUGAAGAAGCAGAGAAAGCCAUAGCUUCAAUGGAUGGAGGUGAGCUUCUCACUCAAACAGUCAAUGUUGACUGGGCAUUCAGCAGAGGCCCUUUUAGAAGGAAAAACAACAGAAGGAGAUCGCCACAUGGGCAUCGUUCAAGAAGCCCUAGAAGAAGAUUUUGAUUUGUAUGCUUUUCAAGCAACCAAUUAGGGUUUCAAUUGUACUAGUAAACUCCAUAUGCAAGAGAGGAUUCUUUUCUUGUUUUUACUUUUCUGAUAUUUCUGUAAUCUGAAGCUUUUUAGACCAUUUAAAAUCAGUUUUUACAAAAUGCGUUUGUUCUCCAUGUAUAAUUUUUACAAUAGAAGCUUUCAUUUUUACAAGAUGCUUAUUGUUUUAUGUUUAAGCCUGUUAUAUAUACAAAACUAGACUAUUUAAGUUUGGGUAAAUUACAUUUUUGGUCCAUGUCUCUGUUUUUUUUUUUUUUUUUUCCAAAAUGUUUUCUAUUGCAUAUUAGGUCCUUAUUUGAGGUUGUUAUAACUCUUUGGUCACUAUCAC